AUGGAGUUUGCCUCUUGGGAAGUUGUGUGGUUACGCACUAUGGCUGCAAAGUUUCUUGCUCAUCAAUCAAGACCUGUACCUCUGUUUUGUGAUUCAACGGCUGCAAUUCAUAUUGCUAGUAACCCGUUUUUUCACGAACGGACUAAAUAUACUGAAGGCGAUUGUCAUCAAGUUUGUGAUCGUAUUUCAGUUGGCUUUAUCAAUACCAUUCACGUUCGUACUGGUCAGCAGCUUGCGGAUAUCUUCACGAAACCUUUAUUCUCUACUCAGUUUAAUGCUUUAUUAUCCAAGAUGGCUCUUAAGUCCAUUUACUUGCCAUCUUGA
Molecule: messenger RNA, 324 nt
Organism: Microthlaspi erraticum
Lineage: Eukaryota; Viridiplantae; Streptophyta; Magnoliopsida; Brassicales; Brassicaceae
Source: the annotation of a GenBank genome assembly